Thunnus maccoyii (southern bluefin tuna) is the source of this 1651-nucleotide messenger RNA. Its product is annotated as charged multivesicular body protein 1b-like. Gene Ontology annotation, biological process: late endosome to vacuole transport; protein transport; endosome transport via multivesicular body sorting pathway. The record is from RefSeq and is a predicted model, not a curated record. The transcript is spliced from 8 exons. Gene Ontology annotation, cellular component: ESCRT III complex; multivesicular body. NCBI's taxonomy places the organism in Eukaryota, Metazoa, Chordata, Actinopteri, Scombriformes, Scombridae. Bases 197 to 799 code for a protein of 200 amino acids.
AACUGCGACAUAAACCCCACUCCACCACUCUGAGCAAAACCGGAAGUAGGCACAAGUGAAGCAUCUCGCUUCACUACAGUUGCGGAUGUAGCCUGAAGAAAUCAAAACAACUGUGGGAAAUAAGCGGCUGGCUGGAUGCUACUCUGUAUCUACACUUAACCAGACCGAGUAUUUGUCUUAGAAAGAGACUUUCACCAUGUCGAACAUGGACAAGCACUUGUUCAACCUCAAGUUUGCUGCCAAGGAGCUACAGCGCAACUCCAAGAAGUGUGACAAAGAGGAAAAGGCAGAAAAAGCCAAAGUGAAGCAGGCUAUCCAGAAAGGUAAUAUGGAGGCAAGCAGGAUUCAUGCAGAGAAUGCCAUCCGUCAGAAGAACCAGUCCAUUAACUUCUUGAGGAUGAGUGCCCGUGUGGAUGCUGUGGCAUCCAGAGUCCAGACUGCUGUGACUAUGAACCAGGUAUCUAAAUCCAUGUCUGGAGUGGUCAAGUCUAUGGAUGCUACACUGAAAAGCAUGAACCUAGAGAAGAUCUCUGCGUUAAUGGACAAGUUUGAAAAUCAGUUUGAAACUCUUGACGUGCAGACAGCUCAGAUGGAAGACACAAUGGGCAACACCACCACUCUGACAACACCUCAGAAUGAAGUGGAUAUGCUGUUGCGUGAGAUGGCAGAUGAAGCAGGGUUGGAUCUUAACCUGGAGCUUCCUUCAGGCCAGACAACCUCACUUGCUUCAUCUGUGGCAUCAACUGAACAGGAUGAGCUCUCCCAGAGGCUGUCCAGAUUGCGAGACCAGGUGUCAUAAUGAUGCAAGAAAGAAAUAUUCAUGAGGAGGGAGAAGAACAAGGGACGAGGAAGAGACUGGCAGUGAAAAGAGUGAAAGAAAAAAAUGGAAAAUAAACGCAAAAGACGCCAUGCGACUGCAAACUCUGUGUUCCAGGUUUGUCCUCUUCUCUGAAUAAUAAAGAAGCUGUUUUAUAACUGAAAGAGACUGUUAUAAGAGAGGAAAAAACAGUCCUGGUAAUAACCGCAUCACCUUAAAUCCUUCUUUAAUAAGAUUCAUUUGCACAUUUUUAUUUAACAUGUAUUGUGAUUAUUUAUUAUCUCAGCAUCCGGACAUUACUGUGUUGGCAUGCCUCUUUAUUUUAAAGUGGUUCUUCAUGGGCAAUUUCCCAAAAGCUGCAACAUUUCUUGGGCAAAUUGUUGAGAAAAAACAGCUGUUAGAGUCUAACAGCUAAUACCUCAUUCCAAAAUAAUUAUAUGUAUUAAAGAGCAAUAUAGUUAUUUAUUUAUUUGUGUAUUUAUUUGUUUGUUUAUUUAUUUAUUGACUGACUGACUGGAUAUUGCUAAGAGCAUGCUUGUACUGUCACUGUUUUGUGUCUUACCUGCAUGACUGAGGAUGACGGGACCUCUAGUAUUGUUGCCUUGUUACAUUAUAUUUUCUCAAAAAGAGGGCUCACUGUAAAUGUUAACCGUUGAGUAUGCUUCAAAGAAUGCUACAUUAUUUUUAGUUAGUUUUUUUUUUUUAUUUCAUGCAGCAGUAACCACUCUUGCCAUAGUGGCUCACCACUGCUUGAGGGAUUUAUUAUAAACAGUUACAGGCUCACUGUACUGUAUAUGCAAAGACAGAAAGUCAUUAAAAGAGUUUUUAACAUGU